Messenger RNA from Parnassius mnemosyne (clouded apollo), 258 nucleotides. NCBI's taxonomy places the organism in Eukaryota, Metazoa, Arthropoda, Insecta, Lepidoptera, Papilionidae. The record is from the annotation of a GenBank genome assembly.
AUGUUUAUCACAAGGCCGGUGGUUUCUCGUCUUCUUCAACAGACAGUGCGUCGCUACCAUGCGGGCGAAUUUAAGCCCCCUAGCAUGGACGAGCUGCCUGUACCAAGUGGCUCGUGGCAGGCCCGCUAUGACGCCAAUCAGCGCCGCUACAACGCCGUACUGCUCUUCGGCGUCGCUUUCUCAGCUUUUACUCUAAUUGUGGCUAAAACUUCUGGGCUGGUGUACCUCAACUACUCCCCUCCCAAAUCUCUGGAUUAA